AUUGAAAAAUCUGAAAAUAUUGUACGAUGCAUCAAAGUCAAUCUCUCGGCUAAUAUGAAUGUUUCGUUAAUUUAUUAACGAGAAAUUAAAAUAUGUUUACAUUGUUCAUUUUUCUGGUCUUAUUUUAUAGUAAUAUCUUUAAUUAAUUAAUUAUGACUAGGGACGCUCACCACUUCUCUUGUUUAGCCGCCAUGUCUGAAGUUCGUCGUAUCUUCGGAGUUCGUGCUGUGCUAUUCUUUAAUGUUUAUAGAUUGCAGUGGUUAUAGUUCUCGAAAAACAAUGAAUUUACAAAGAUUUGAGAUAACUAUGGUGUAGUUUUUUGUGUGGAGUUGAUGCAAAGUUCCUGCACAUCGAUACUAUUUGCAUUUGAAGAAGUUACUCAAACAUCGUAUUUUUAGUUCAUCCGCCAUAUUGGCGUUAAUAUUUCUUCGUACAAAAAUACUACUGGACAGUAGCUUGAGACAAUUGGUGCUUCAACAACCAUUUCCACUCUUAUCUGCACACUCAUGCAAGGUAGGAUAUUUAGUUUUCAAUGAAUGAGAUGAGAUGCUUCUAGGUGCACAGGCACCAACAUAUUUUUAUUAUGAUAGAAUGGUUUAAUGUAAUAAGAGGGUAUAGCUGAUGCCUCUUAGUCAGAAAUUGGAUGAGCCCCUUGUUACAAUUGAGGUAGAUUGCUGACUCCAGCACAAUGCAGCAGGCCGUCGAUCCUCUCGCGACUACCAGCACGCCGACAGCGGAGCCCGUCAAUGGCACUCCGCCCGACGAGGCAUCGCGUCGGCAGGGCCGGAUGACGAAUCAGUUGCAAUUUUUGCAAAAGAACGUCAUGAAAGCUGUUUGGAAGCAUCAGUUCGCCUGGCCUUUCCACCAACCUGUGGACGCGAAGAAAUUGAACCUCCCUGAUUAUCACAAAAUCAUCAAAAAACCGAUGGAUCUUGGGACGAUUAAGAAACGGCUGGAGUCCAACUACUAUUACUCUGCACAAGAAUGCAUCCAAGAUUUCAACACGAUGUUCACAAACUGCUAUGUAUAUAACAAGCCUGGUGAGGAUGUGGUCGUCAUGGCGCAGACUUUGGAGAAACUGUUCCUCAAUCGAAUAGCUCAAAUGGACAAGGAGGAGAAGGAGAUUGAAGUACCGUCGAAGGCUGGCAAGGGCGUGGCGAAAAAACGCGGAUCAAGCGCGGGCGGGGGCGGCGGUGGCGGUGCAGGCGGCGGAGGCGGUGCCGGUGGCGGUGCUGGCGGCGCGGCCGUCAGUGCGGGCGCGGCGGUGGGCGCGCGCGCCACGCUCAAGGCGCCCGCCGCGCCGCCGCACCCCGCGCUCGUGGGUUCCACCAAUACUACCACGGCGCCCGCGCUCGCCGCGCCGCAGCCAGCGCCGCCCGCCACGCACACCGGCUUGCCGCAGCAGGUGGCGACGCAACCGUCGAGUUUUCACGUGGCACAGCCCGCUGCGCCGCCGGUGUCGGCGAUCCCGGCCGUUACUCUAUCGCAGACGCAGCCCGCUAAGGUUAAGAAGGGAGUGAAAAGAAAAGCGGAUACGACCACGCCUAUGGGCAGCUCUUUUGAAGGAGGUUACACCACUCCAACGAUUGAUCAGCAAAGUGGUCCUAAACCCGCUAAAAUAUCUACAAGAAGAGAAAGUGGGCGUCAAAAGAAGGCAAAUAGAACAGGAGAUGAUGGCUUCAAAAUGGGCGGAAUAUCUCCGGGCGUAGGAGUCGCUGGUACCUCGCAUCACUCAGUUAUGACUCCACAAUUAGCAAAGAGUAAGGAAAAACUCUCGGAUGCGCUGAAGAGCUGUAAUGAAAUUUUAAAAGAACUGUUUUCAAAGAAACACUCAUCUUCAUUCCAGGGUUAUGCAUGGCCAUUUUACAAACCGGUGGAUGCCGAAUUGCUUGGUCUACAUGAUUAUUUUGAUAUUAUUAAAAAACCUAUGGAUCUUGGUACUGUUAAACAAAAAAUGGAUAGCAGAGCCUACAAAACAGCAGCGGAAUUUGCUGCUGAUGUGCGUCUUAUAUUUACAAAUUGCUACAAAUAUAAUCCACCUGAUCACGAUGUUGUUGCUAUGGCGCGAAAAUUGCAGGACGUUUUUGAAAUGAGAUAUGCGAAAAUCCCUGAUGAACCGGUACAUGUAGCAGUACAUAUGGAAAAGGGAAGCUCAGCAUCAAGUUCAGAGUCUGGCUCUGAAUCUGACUCGGAAUCUGAUGAUUCCGAAGAAGAGAGGAAUAAUAAAGUAAAAUUAUUAGAAAAAGAACUUCUUGCACUCCAAGAGAAAAUGAGAAAACUCGUCGAAGAGUCCAAUAAUAAGAAGAAAGCUAAGAAAAAAAUUAAAGACAAACAGAAAAAACAAGUAACGACGGCAACUACUACGCCUAAAGUACCUGUGACGCCUGCAUACACAGCUAAAGCUAAUAAUAUUGCGGAGACCAUAGCGGGUAGCGGAGGGCCGCGCGGUAAGACGGGCGGUAAGCGCGGCGCCGCGGCCUCCGCCGGCGGCAAGGGCAGUGCGCGCGCGCCGCCGCCCGCCGCCAAGAAGAAGAGCUCCGCCGCCGCGCCCGCCGCCGUCGCGCCCCAUCCGCCGCCGCACAACGACUCUGACGAGGAGGACGUCGCCAAGCCCAUGUCCUACGACGAGAAGCGACAGCUCUCUCUAGACAUCAACAAACUACCAGGUGACAAGCUUGGUAAAGUGGUGCACAUCAUUCAAAGUAGAGAGCCGUCACUACGAGAUUCCAAUCCAGAUGAAAUUGAGAUAGACUUUGAAACACUGAAGCCAUCUACUCUUAGAGAAUUAGAAAAUUAUGUAGCAUCCUGCCUUCGAAAAAAGACGCACCGCAAAGUGUCUGGUAAAUCAAAGGAUGAACAAAUGGCAGAGAAAAAACAAGAACUGGAGAAAAGACUACAGGAUGUCUCAGGGCAAUUGGGAACCAAUAAAAAACAACAACAGAAAAAAGAGGGCUGCAAGGAGGCGCUGGGUGGCGGCAUGUCGUCGUCGUCGAGCUCCUCGGACUCGUCCAACUCGUCGUCCAGCACCGACACCAGUUCCUCCGACACCAGCGACAGCGAAGCAGGAACGGGUUCCGGCAGAACGCCUAAAAAGAAAGCCAAAAAGCUGCCACAUCAACUUCCGCAACCAAAUAAAACAGCAUCAUCUACGGGAGCGAACUCUGCGCCGCCCCCUAGCGCGGCGCCGGACGCGGUGCCGCCCGCGCCCGCCGCGCACGCGCACGCCGCGCACGCCGCGCACCCCGCCGCCGACGUGAAGCCCUCCGCGCCCGCGCCCGCCGCGCCGCCCGCGCACACCGCCGAGCCCGCGCCACAGGCGCCGGCCGAACACAACCACCCACCCACACCGCCGCCUUCUUUACCAUUGUCGGCCGCUCUGACGACGCUUCCCACCAAUAAUGUUCCUGAUUCCUCGAUAGUGCCUGUUGCGCGCGAUAUCGAAGAUCAGAAAAUGACUGUUAAAUCGGAAUCACGAAAUGGUCUUGACAAAGUAGAAACCUCACAUUAUAUAGACCCUAUUGAGCGUAACCUGGCUAGCUUAGAACGUAGUUUGAAUGCAGACGUGCCGAAUCCAAUGGAUGUUAGCGUAGGAGUAUCUGAGUCGUCGAUGCGACUUGAAGAAGAUUUUGCUUUGCCUAAACCGCAAAUUAUGCCGGAUGCUGCACAUCAGAAUCUUAUGGCUCAACUAGGCGGACUCACAGAAGUCGCUCGUGUACCCGAACAAAUCAAGACAGAUAUGUACCUACCCUCUCACAAUGGUUUUGUAGAAAAAAAUUUACAACAUGAGCGUGAAUUAUUACGAGGUGAUGUAAAUCCUAAUAUUCCAGGCAUUACGAGUGUUCCUCCUGUCCCUUCCAUAUUCGACCCACUGCCUACAGCACCACAUCCUAUAAUAUCACAAUCGCAUCACAACUUACCUAAUGCACCGUGUUUGAUGACGCCAGCAAUAAAGAAGGAAGAUAUGAAGCCUUUACUUACGCCGAAACCCAUUGAAGACCUAAUGGGCGUCAAUGUGACGAAUAAUAUAUCCGACAGGACAAAAUAUGAAAUGGAAAAGAAAAUCGAGGAUUCUAAGAAUGCCAAUUUUGCUCAACCUUUUAAAGUGAAACAAGAACAGAAUUUAAAGAACGCGAGUUCAUGGUCAUCCUUAGCGCAAGCCGGUAGCCCUCAAAGCAUAUUACCUAACAUGACCACUAAUAAUCAAAUUAAACAAAAACCUGUUAUGGAUAGUUUCCAGGCGUUUAAAAAGCAAGCAAAGGAAAAAAUCGAUCGCCAACGGGCGCUCAUAGAGCAACAGGAGCUCAGAAAAAAGGAACAGCUUGAACGUGAACGUCAAAGACAAGAGACUGAGAGAAGGCAUCCAGAUGAAGAUAAAAUGAGGGCGGCAGCAGGAGCGCGCGGCGUGAAGGCGGAGAGCGCGGAGGUGUCGUCGCCGUCGGUGUCGCCGGUGGCGCGCGCGUCGCCGCCCGCCGCGGCCGCCGCAGCCGCUGCCGCCGCCGCCGCCAGCGACAAACCCGCCGCCUCCGAGCGCGAGCGCCUUCGCCAGCGCGAGCAGGAGCGCCGCCGACGAGAGGCUAUGGCGGGCCAGAUAGAUAUGAAUAUGCAAAGCGAUUUGAUGGCUGCGUUUGAAGAAUCGUUGUAAUGUAUUUUGUGAAUGAAACUACUCCGUGUACAUAUUAUGAGCUAUACUUAUAAAUAUUAUGUCAAUGCAAUUAAAAUGGUGAUAACGUGACACCGAGGUGAUUUUGUGUCGUCUUGUGCGUGAAACAGUUGAUUAACAUGUGGUUAAGUGCUGUGAAUAGAUAUACUUGUCUUAAAUUAAACUGUUGUACCAACACUAUAGAUAUUGUGCUCGCGUAUUUGAGCCUUAUUAGAGGGUUGCAUUUUAAUGAAUAUGUAUUAUAAGUUUGUAUCUAAGCUCUUGAAGUGAAACAACUCUCUUUACAUCAGUAAGACUAUAUUUAUAUUGCGCUGUAGAGGUGAGUUCUACCUUCCAUAAGUAAUACUUGUUUUAUAGUAUGUACCUACUAAUAAUUACUAAGAUGGUAGACAUUAAAAUUGAAAAAUAAAUCAAACAUGUAAUUGAUGGUUAGGCAAUCAAUUGAACCAUGAAAUCUGUAUCUACCUUUGACGCAUUUUCUCAUUGCAUGCCUUAUCAUUUAUCUAUCCGCAGACAACUAGGUGACUAGUAAUAAUUGUAACUGUUUCUGUCGUUCUUGUUUCCCUUUUAUUUCACAUGCAAUGAGUGAAAACGUUUUUAUAUUUAUUAAUAAAUGGAAUUUCUGUUACAUAUUCAAUUUUCGAUGAAUAUUACUUAAUGUUAGUAGAUUUUUUUAUCAGUCUGUCGUUUGAAAACAGAUCAAAUGUCAUACAUUUGAUUUGAAAUAUAUUUAUUUUAAAUUGGAAUGUCUUUUUAUGUUUGUAGAUAGAUAACUCCAGUGAAAAUAUGUAGUAAAAUAAUAUCCAAAUUCAGCAUAUUUGUGUAAGGUAAUGGCAUGCGGAAUAAAAUAAUAUUACCAAUAUCAAGCUACAAAAUGAUCAUUGUAUAUUGUUAAUAAGUUUAUAAUUUCAGUCAUUUACUCCAACUCCAAAUCAAAUGUAGAUAAUGAAGUAAAAUAUAUUGACAUUCCAUAUUGUAUUUUGUUGUUUAAAUUGUUGUCAGUAUGAUUUUAGUGAACAUUGUUAGAUUGUACUAGGGAGGCUUGUGGUUAACAAGUGUACAGGGUAGACUGUAACUAGAAUAAUGCGCUAUGUGCGUUUCUUUUUGACUUGAAACAUUUUUAAGGAAUUGAAAUUGAAUUUUUAUCAGAAUUAUCCAAAAUGACGCGUUCUCCAUAACUAUUAAAAUCAAAAAUUUCUUUAAACAUAAUGUUUUUAAUUCUAAAUAACAAAUACUUUUUGUAAUAAGACUGGAGAAAUUGUUAAUUAUUCUUUCAUCUCUUAACGACCGGGUAUAAUAUGAUUCGGAAUUUGUUCUGAAAAAGAUUAUUUUUGUUAACAAUAAAAUGAUAGACGAAAUUUCUGCAAAGGA
This is a messenger RNA of Manduca sexta (tobacco hornworm), 6031 nucleotides long. It is a transcript of the gene fs(1)h, whose product is annotated as bromodomain-containing protein 3. The transcript is spliced from 21 exons. NCBI's taxonomy places the organism in Eukaryota, Metazoa, Arthropoda, Insecta, Lepidoptera, Sphingidae. Bases 689 to 4642 code for a protein of 1317 amino acids. Gene Ontology annotation, cellular component: chromatin; nucleus. Gene Ontology annotation, biological process: chromatin remodeling; regulation of DNA-templated transcription. The record is from RefSeq and is a predicted model, not a curated record.